This is a messenger RNA of Nematocida parisii ERTm1, 510 nucleotides long. RefSeq lists its product as uncharacterized. Lineage: Eukaryota; Fungi; Microsporidia. The coding region runs from base 1 to 510 and encodes 169 amino acids. The transcript has a single exon. The record is from RefSeq and is a predicted model, not a curated record.
AUGGAAUGCGUUGCAUUUAAUACCGCUGCUUAUUCAUUCUAUACCUUUAUUUGCUCUGGUGUAUCAAAAAAGAGUAAUGAUGGGGAUUAUAAAAUAUUGGCUUCUUUGUUCCUUCUGUCUGAGGGACUAAACCUGCCUCUUAAAUUUGCAGCCACUAAAAACUGCGCGUUAAUUAUUCUUAAGAGUAGAGAUGGUGAAAACAUUCUAUUUAAACACAUUAAAAUCUUACAGAAUAUAAUCCAAAGUGGCGUGUCCUUCCUGGGCUGGAAAAAGAAUCAGAAGGUCGGUGAUGUAAUUAAUUUCUUUAUGAAAUAUUGUGAAAAUCCUGUAAUAGAGCCCCCUUCACUUCGGAAACCAAAUCUGUACAGAGAACGCAUUACAGAAUUGCUCAACUGUUCUCCUUCUUAUUUGAUACAAAUAAUCCUAAUUUUAUACUUAAAAAAGAAAAAAUAUUCCUAUAAAUUCAAUAUUGUGGUGUACAAUUUUUUUUUGGUUAAAACAGUUUAUUGA